Messenger RNA from Hypoxylon fragiforme, 1467 nucleotides. RefSeq lists its product as uncharacterized. The coding region runs from base 1 to 1467 and encodes 488 amino acids. The transcript has a single exon. Lineage: Eukaryota; Fungi; Ascomycota; Sordariomycetes; Xylariales; Hypoxylaceae. Gene Ontology annotation, molecular function: protein binding. The record is from RefSeq and is a predicted model, not a curated record.
AUGUCCCACGCCUCCAAGAACAGGCUGUCAACCUACUCGACGGGCUCUGCCCCGUCGCGGUCACGGCCCGCUUCCUUCUACUUCCCGGUAUUCCCAUCCAGCCUCUCCUACACCACGGUCCGAGAUUAUGCCUACCCGCCCUCUCAUCCAAUGCACUAUGGCCCCCCGCCGGAGCCUUCGAGACCCCCAUCUGGCAUGACAACGCCUGCCAGUGAGACUAGACGACUCUCAGAUCCUCCAACCUCAUGGGAUAGUAAGAUGGGCUGGGAUUGGACGUCAGACGGUGGACUUGGUAAGGGAGACUUUUUAGCCCCUGUUCACUUUGGUGAUGGCCCCCCUUGGAGCGAGGACGAAGACCUACAAAGUCCUGUUGUUAGCUCCCGGCAUAGGAAACACAAGUCAACUUCUGCGGUCACGGGAAAAAUGCGAGGCUCACGGGAAGGUGAAGCGUCUUCAUCAAUACUGAACGCAGGAAACUUGGAUGUCAAUAGAGGCUAUUACGUUGGAACGAGCGGCGAUGGAAGUGAACGAUACUACGUGAGUCAAGGGGGAGAGGCCAAUGGCCCGGGAGGAGAGUAUGUCACGUACCCGCCAGAGCAAGCCCGGCAUGGUAACUACCAUUCCUCAUCCGACCAACAACCGCGUAAUUAUGCAGAACACGACCCUGGUUAUCGAUCCGAAUCAGAUGCCUCCAGUACCACUUCGUCCCCAAGUUACCAUCCAUAUGAUGAGUCAAGAUACUCAAGGGACUACCAAUUUACGAUUACCUCGCCAGACGAGGAGAUGCACGGCAAGGCCGUUGCAUUAUUUGACUUUGCGAGGGAGAACGAAAACGAGUUACCGCUAGUAGAGGGCCAAAUUAUCUGGGUAUCAUAUCGACACGGCCAAGGUUGGCUCGUUGCGGAGGACCCCAAGACUCAAGAGAGUGGACUGGUGCCAGAAGAAUACGUCCGCCUGCUACGUGAUAUCGAAGGCGGCAUGACAAGUCUAACUGGCCAGCUUGAAAAUAGCGGUGUGGCAAGCCCUAACGACAUCGGUACGCCCACGCAAGCUGAGCACAGCGGACAAGCAGUGGUGCCUCCAGCUACGCAGCCUUCUCAGCAUGGACAUACAUCGACAGGGAGCAACUCGACAAAUGGUUAUCACCAACCCAUUGUCUCGACAUUUUCAACCUCGAGCAAAGAUCUUGACCCGUACCCUCAACAUUUACUUGGCCAGCACGGACAACCACCUCCACAAGUCGUACAUUAUCAUGGUCAACGUGGAGGAAGCCAGGCCAAUACGCCAACUGCGCAAAACUCUUUUGGAGACACCCCGCUGGGUCGCAGCAGCCAAGAUGCUAAGCGCAAUAGCGCAAACUCAAGAAAAUCCCAGACGCUUGAUGUUCUACCACAUUCCAAAAUGAAGUCUCCAGAGCACGAGUCGGAGCCUGAGACCGAGGAACAGCAAAAGUCCGAAAGUCAAUGA